Messenger RNA from Spathaspora passalidarum NRRL Y-27907, 2445 nucleotides. It is a transcript of the gene BGL22, whose product is annotated as Bgl22p. Gene Ontology annotation, biological process: glucan catabolic process. The coding region runs from base 1 to 2445 and encodes 814 amino acids. Gene Ontology annotation, molecular function: beta-glucosidase activity. Lineage: Eukaryota; Fungi; Ascomycota; Pichiomycetes; Serinales; Debaryomycetaceae. The transcript has a single exon. The record is from RefSeq and is a predicted model, not a curated record.
AUGUCCAUUACAGAAAAGGUCAACUUGACAACAGGUACCGGGUGGGGAUCUGGCCCCUGUGUUGGUAACACUGGAUCCAUUCCUCGCUUAGGAGUUCCUAACCUUUGUCUUCAAGAUGGCCCCAAUGGCGUCAGAUUUACUGAUUUUGUAACUCAUUUUCCUUCAGGUCUUGCUGCAGCGGCUACAUUCAACAAAGGGUUAAUGUACUUAAGAGGCAAAGCAAUUGGAAAAGAACAUAAAAAGAAAGGUGUCCAUAUUGCAUUAGGUCCCACGAUUGGACCAAUGGGAUUGAAAGCUGCAGGAGGAAGAAAUUGGGAAAGUUUUGGUGCUGAUCCUUACUUACAAGGCGUGGGUGGUGCUGCAACUGUAGAAGGAAUGCAAGAUGAAGGAGUUCUUGCCACUGCUAGGCAUUUUAUUGGUAAUGAACAAGAGCAUUUCAGACAAGUUGGUGAAUGGGAGGAAAAUGGAUGGGAUAAGUUGGAAAGUGCAAUCAGCUCAAACAUUGGAGACAGGGCCAUGCAUGAAGUUUACCUUUGGCCAUUUGCAGAUGUGGUUAGAGCAGGUGUGGCUAGUGUUAUGUGUUCUUAUAAUCAAGUGAAUAAUACCUAUGCCUGCGAGAACUCUUAUCUUUUAAAUUUCCUUCUCAAAGAAGAACUUUCAUUCCAAGGAUUUGUUGUUUCUGAUUGGGGUGCUCAACAUAGUGGAGUUAAUUCAGUUUUAGCCGGGUUGGAUAUGACAAUGCCUGGAGAAGUAUUUGAUGAUUGGCUAACUGGAAAAUCAUAUUGGGGUGCCUUGUUAACCAGAUCAGUAUAUAAUGGAACAAUUAGUCAAAAGAGAUUAAACGACAUGGUCACCAGAAUCUUGGCACCCUUUUUCGCCAUUGAAUCGGUGGCAUUACCUACCGAAGAAGAUGUUCCUAAUUUCAGUUCCUGGACCCAUCAUACAUAUGGUCAAGAAUUCCCAUACCAGCAUUUUGGUCCAAUUGUCCAAAAGAAUUGGCAUGUUGAUGCUAGAUCUGAGUUUAGUGACAAUACUGCCUUAACAGUAGCCAGAGAAGCAAUUGUGUUAUUGAAGAAUCUGGGUCAUCACCUUCCAAUAGAUAAAGGUAGCGGGAUAAGGAGAAUAUUGGUUGCUGGUAAAGGCGCUGGUCCCGAUCCAAAUGGAUUUAAUUGCAGGGACCAACGUUGUGUUGAUGGUGUGCUAACUUCUGGUUGGGGAUCAGCAGCAGUGAAUAAUCCAUUUGUAAUCACCCCUUAUGAAGCCAUAGCUCAAAAGGCAAGAGAUAGAGGUAUCAUGAUUGACUAUUCUAGCAGUGUAUGGGAUUUGGAUAAUGUGGAAGAUCUUGCCGAUUAUGCUGAUUUGGCUAUCGUGGUUGUUAAUACCUUUUCCGGAGAAGGUUAUGUAUAUGUUGAAGAUAACUUUGGAGAUCGUCAAAACUUAUCCUUAUGGCACAAUGGAGAUCAGUUGAUUGAAACUAUUGCAGAUAAGUGUAAGAAGACGGUGGUUGUCGUGACUUCAACUGGACCCGUAAGCAUGGAGAAAUGGAUAGAACAUAAAAAUGUCGUUGCAGUAAUAUUUGCACCACCUUUGGGACAAUUUGUGGGACAAGCCAUUGCAGAUGUGUUAUUUGGUGAUACAAAUCCUUCUGGUAAAUUACCUUUCACUUUGGCAAGAAAGAAGCAACACUAUGUGCCUAUAAUUGAUGAUUUGGGCGGAGAUAGGAAUCCUCAGGAUAACUUUGAUCGUGAUAUCUACUUGGAUUAUCGAUUCUUUGAUAAGCAUAAUAUUAAACCUAGAUUUGAAUUUGGAUUUGGAUUAUCUUAUACUUCCUUUAAAGUUUGCAAUUUAAAGAUCACAGAAAUCAACCCUCCUUCAGAGUAUCUACCCUAUCCUCAAGAAUAUCUACCAAUAUACAAGUUAGUCGAAGAUGAUGUAUGUGAUCCUGAAGAUGCUUUAUUUCCCCACGAUGAAAUGGAUCCUGCUCCCGGAUAUAUCUAUCCUUAUUUGUACAAUGAGAAUGUUAGAUCGCUUGAUGACCAAGAUGAUUACGAAUACCCCCGAGGUUAUGAUCCAGACCAGCCAACCGCUCCAGUUUUAGCUGGCGGAGGGUUAGGAGGUAAUCCUGCACUUUGGGAAGUACUUUACGAGGUAUGUGCAGAAGUGACCAAUGAAGGGAAACUAAAGGGAGGAUAUGUCAGUCAAUUAUAUAUUGAAUUUCCAAGCACGAUUUUGCCAUCACCACCCCGGGUCCUUCGAGGGUUUGAAAAAGUAUUUUUGGAGCCAGGGAAAUCCGCAAAGGUUUAUUUCAAUAUUCUCCAUCGAGAUUUAAGUAUUUGGGAUCCUGAAUCUCAACAAUGGAUUAUUCAAACUGGAACCUAUAAGAUAUAUUUGUCCUCUUCUAGCAGAAAGGUAGAGCUCUGUGGAGAAAUUGAUAUUGGCUGCUAG